AUGGCACCAAGGAAGUCCCCCACCAGCGACAUUGAAGCCAUCUUUCCCUCCAGCAGCAUCAGCACAACCGCUGAGAGCCUGGUCGCAGAAGCCAAUGAGAAACAGGCUUUUGCCGGUGCCACUUCCCAGCUUUCUCGCUGGACACGCUGGGGCACCACCUUCGACUCAUUCCGCCGUCGCCAGCCCCAAGAUGCUCCUAACCAACUCAACCACACCCUCCGCACAAGGCAUCUAUACAUGAUUGCCCUGGGAGGAUGUAUCGGUGCCGGCCUCUUCGCGUUGGGCGAGCUUGCGGUUCUAUACCCUGUCAGUGGUGGAUUUUACACCUACGCGACUCGGUUCAUUGAUCCGAGCGUUGGAUUUGCUCUUGGGUGGAAUUACUGUCUUCAGUGGGCGAUCGUGUUGCCACUCGAGCUCACGGUCGCUAGCGAGGUGAUAAAGUUCUGGAACAAUGACAUCUCUGUCUCGGUGUGGAUCACAGCCUUCCUCGCGGGAAUUGUCGUCCUGAACGUCUUUGGGGUCAUGGGCUAUGGUGAGUUCGAGUUCGGCAGCGUGACAUUCAAGCUGAUCGCUAUUAUUAUCUUCCUGGUCACUGGGCUUGUGAACGUGCUGGGCUCUUGCCCCUUGGACGGAGUGUACCACGAGUAUUGGGGUGCUAGGCUCUGGAAUUAUCCUGGUGCGUUUCACAAUGGUUUCAAAGGCUUUUGUUCAACCUUUGUUACUGCCUCGUUUGCUUAUGCUGGUACGGAGCUUGUUGGAUUGGCUGCUGCUGAAAGUAGGACUCCAUUGAAGAGCCUGCCACGUGCAGUCAAGCAGGUAACCUGGAGAGUUGUGGCGUUCAUGGUACUUCCGUUGAUAUUCGUUGGAUUGCUUGUUCCAUACGACGACAAGAGAUUGUUCGGAUCCGGAGAAGGCUUUGCAGACACUACUGCCUCACCAUUUGUGAUCGUGGCUGUCAAUGCUGGUCUAAAGGGCUUCGACUCCUUCAUCUGCACUGUCAUCGUGGUAUCUGUAAUCUCGAUUGGCAAUUCUGGUGUCUAUGCUGGAUCUCGAACACUGACAGCAUUGGCUGAGCAAGGCUAUGCACCAAGGUUUCUCACAUACAUCGACAGGGCUGGACGACCGCUGGCAUCGACGGUGAUUCUCAUCUGUUUUGGUGGUGUGGCAUACAUCAACACUGGUGAAGCGGGCCAGACCAUCUUUCAAUGGCUCAUGUCUCUUGCUGGUCUCGCAGCUUUGUUCACCUGGGGCAGUAUCUGUGUGUCGCGUAUCCGAUUUCGUGCAGCAUGGAGACUGCAAGGUCGAAGCAUGAACGAGAUACCUUUCCAAGCUCUCUUUGGCACUGCGGGCUCGUGGUUCAGUCUUAUACUAGUUGUGCUAGCUCUUGCCGCACAGCUUUUCGUCGCGAUUAAGCCACCUGGAGGAGGUACCGCCAAUGCCGAACACUUCUUCAAGCAGUCUCUCACAUGGCCUGUCGUGCUGCUUCUGUGGGCUUGUGGCCAUUUUUGGAAUCGAAAGCCCUGGCUCAAGGUAGCCCGUAUCGACAUCAAUAGUGGACAGAGGCAGAUAGACUGGGUUGCUCAUCGUGUCGAAAAUCAGAGGCAGGCGGAAGGGUCCUUUGUGAGACGAGUCGUUCGUUUCCUGUUCUGA
Messenger RNA from Lithohypha guttulata, 1650 nucleotides. RefSeq lists its product as uncharacterized. The transcript is spliced from 2 exons. The record is from RefSeq and is a predicted model, not a curated record. Lineage: Eukaryota; Fungi; Ascomycota; Eurotiomycetes; Chaetothyriales; Trichomeriaceae. Gene Ontology annotation, molecular function: amino acid transmembrane transporter activity. Gene Ontology annotation, cellular component: membrane. Bases 1 to 1650 code for a protein of 549 amino acids. Gene Ontology annotation, biological process: amino acid transmembrane transport.